UUGUCGUAUUCCAGUUUAGCUCUUCAUUUCGUACACACUUCCUUCCCUUUCCAGCUUCUGCAACACUUCCCAGUUUUCCCUUGCGUGAAAACCGUGGAAGUUGGAGAAGACGAGAAGUUAUAGCCGGAGAACACACGCAACAUGGAAUUCCAAGCUUCGUAUCUCCGACACACAACCCAAAACCGAACGCAAACCAAGAAAUCCGCUUCCACAAAAUUAUCAAAAUGUUUUCCCUCCUUUCCUCCCAGUCUCCGCCAAGCUCCGCCGCCGUAGCCAACCCGGGAAACAUGUCCGACGUUUCUCGCCGGUCCCUGACCAGAACGAGCAUCCACAUAAUGGCCUUGGACAACGUCGUCAAUGUCAACUCCCUCUUCACCCUAGCCCUCUUCCUCGGCCUCAGCUGGUACCCAACCACCGACCCCCGAACCACUCUCAUCGGCGCGGCCGCCAGCUCCUCGGCCUGUUUCGCCGGUGCCGAGGUCGCCGAGGGCCUCAUUUCCUUCCACGUCUACUCCUUCAGCUCCUUCCUGUUCUCCAGCCUCGUUGCGCUGGCCCUGAAGCAGACGAUCAAGAUCGGCGAGGUCGUUUCGAGCGGCGAGGCUUUUGAGCACCACCUAGGGCACGUCAAUAGGGUAGCGCUGAGGUCGGGGAUGGUGGUUUCGGCUCUCGGAUCGGUGUUUGGGUGCGGAUUUCUGAUGAUGGCGCUUGUCGAUUUGGUUCAGAUCAAGCUAGGGGUUUUGGCCUGUGGAGGUUUGUAUACCUUCUCUGCGGUUGUUCCUCUGGUGGUUUUGGUCCCUUUGGGGCUCGUCAUCUACCUUUUUCUCGUCCUUCAUGCUUUUACUCGCUAGUGAUGUAAAAGGAGUUCUUCUUCGUGAGUGACAUUGGCUUCAAAUGUGUUUUGCUUGGUGUAUACUAAAAGGUGUAGAAACUUAAAUAGGCCAAAUUGAGCUGCCAAGUCAAAGGACAUUUUUGUGCUGCCCAUGCAAGUCUUCCUGUUCAUUUUAUAAGCAGUUCUUCCACUGAGAUUAUCGAUGUCUGGGGCUUUUCUUUCUUGAACUU
Molecule: messenger RNA, 1059 nt
Organism: Morus notabilis
Lineage: Eukaryota; Viridiplantae; Streptophyta; Magnoliopsida; Rosales; Moraceae
Exons: 2
Coding region: 225-848 (207 amino acids)
Source: RefSeq, a predicted model, not a curated record